CUUUGGGACCGAGAACAUCCUUAAUUAUCAUUAAUAUCACCAAAGCAAUUAAGGAUGUGAAGAAUUAGUACCCUUUUGACUCCACACCUUCAAUAACAGCAGAGUAUACAAAUUUUUUCUGUCAACUCCUUGUGUCAAUAAUUCCACAACCUAGGCUACUCUGUUCAAGCACGUACUGCUCUUUCAAGUAUUUACUUCAUAUGAUUUGUUCAAGCUAGCUUAAUACAAACCCUCUGAAACUCCAUCUCUCUCCUGAUUUCCAAAAAUGGUUGCCAUGAUCAUUGCAUCCACACUCCGAUCUCCAAAGCUUCACUUCCUACUUGUUCUCUUCCUUCUCUUAACCCCUCCUAUAACACCAUUAAACUUCAGCUUCUCCAGCUUCAGUGGUGCUGACUUCGCCACUAUACUUCCAGAGGGCGAUGCGUAUUUGGACCCCCAAUUCCUCCGCCUCACCAAAAGCGCUGUGGACCAAGAAAAGAGCGGCAGUGUCGGCCGAGCCACUUUCCGCCAACCCUUCCUCCUCCGGGAAAACGCGACCGGAAAACUGGCUGAUUUCACCACCAAUUUUAUCUUCGCCAUCGACUCCAAUCACAGCGUUAACUAUGGCGACGGCCUCGCGUUCUUCAUAGCCCCAAAUGGCUCCUUCCUCAACGCCACACUAGGCAAGGGUAGCAGUCUCGGCCUCCCUUUCGACUCCACACCUUCAAACGACACCAGUAUUGUGAGGAAUCAGUACCCUUUUGUGGCGGUGGAGUUUGAUAUCUUCCCAAACGGGAAGCAGCCAGCCUUCGACGACCCCAACUUCCCUCAUGUAGGUAUCGACGUCAACUCCCUCAACUCUUCUAUUACCAGCUGCUGGGAUGGCGGUAUAAUGGUUGGCAAACCAAAUAGUGCUACCGUUACUUAUAAUUCCACUACAAAAAAUCUUAGUCUAGCCGUCACUAGUUUUGAUUACAAUUAUAUCGAACUAGAGAUGAAACAUAUUUACUAUAUUAUUGAUCUGAAUGAUUAUCUGCCUGAUUGGGUCGUUGUGGGGUUCUCUGCUUCAACGGGUAGCUCUGUUUCUCUUCAGAAGAUCAUCUCAUGGAAUUUCACUUCCACUUCACUCGUUGAUCACGAGGUUGAUGCUGCACCACCACCGGCGGUGGUUGCAGUUCCUGCAUCAAACCCCAUGGCUGGUUCUGCUUAUCGAAGUAAGCGCAUAGGACUAGUAAUUGGGUUGGGAGUUGGAGGAUGUGCUGUCGUGGUUGGUGGGUUGGGUUUGGUUUUGUUCAUUUUGUGGAAGAAGAGGGAAACAGGAGAAAGUAGUGAUGAAGAUCCCGUGGUUCAUGAAUUGGUUGACAACGACUUUGAAAAGGGGGCUGGUCCCAGGAAGUUUUCGUAUAGGGAAUUGGCUCAGGCGACGAAUAACUUUGGUGAGGAAGAAAUGCUUGGAGAGGGAGGAUUUGGUGGGGUUUACAAGGGCGUUAUACCAGACUUGAAGUCACCCGUUGCUGUUAAGAGGAUGUCGAGGGGUUCUAAACAAGGACUGAAGGAGUAUGUCUCGGAAGUGAAGAUCAUUAGUCGACUUAGGCAUCGCAAUCUUGUUCAACUGAUUGGUUGGUGCCACGAAAGAAAAUUUCUACUUGUGUAUGAGUUCAUGCCCAAAGGCAGCUUAGACUCUCAUUUGUUCAAAGAGCAAAGCGUGUUAACUUGGGAGGCAAGAUACAAAAUUGCUCAAGGCUUGGCCUCCGGAUUGUUCUACCUACACCAACAAUGGGAGCAAUGUGUGCUACAUAGGGAUAUCAAGUCCAGCAAUAUUAUGUUGGAUGCGAACUUCAGUUCGAAGCUUGGGGAUUUUGGGUUAGCAAGGCUUGUGGACCACGGACAAGAGCCGCAAACGACGGCAUUGGCUGGAACCUUGGGUUACAUGGCUCCCGAAUAUGUUGUCACAGGAAAGGCUAGCAAGGAAUCAGAUGUCUACAGCUUUGGAAUUGUUGCUUUGGAGAUUUGUUGCGGGAGAAAAUCUAUCGAUCCAAAGUUUGGAAGUAGUAAGGUCAAUCUGGUUGAGUGGGUUUGGGAGCUUUAUGGAGAGGAGAGAGUUAUUGAAGCAGCUGACCCAAAAUUAUGUGGAGAUUUUGAUGGGCAACAAAUGGAGUGCCUGAUGAUUGUUGGCUUGUGGUGUGCUCAUCCGGACUACAAGAUGAGGCCUUCAAUACAACAAGCCAUUCAAGGGCUCAACUUUGAGGCUCCAUUGCCGAAUCUCCCAUCAAAGAUGCCGGUGGCCACCUAUUUUGCUCCUCCGAGAUCGCUCUCAAAGUCGGGUGGUGCUUCUGGUUCUCAAGGAGGGCAAACUGAAUCUUCAGGCUAAGCCUACAACACCAAUUCCUCAGACUUCACAGGAUCUUCUUCUGCAACAAAUUCCCAUUCGAUAAAUCUCACUUGGGUCGUAAUGUGAAAAUUAUAUGAGAAGUUACACGUUGACAUGAACGGAUUUUGGACAAAGAUAAACGAUGGCGCCUUGUGCCGGCUUUGAGGGGGAGCAACUUGUCCAAUUGCAGGGCCCCCACCUCUAAAGGACCCUCAACUUUUGGCUGAUAUAUGGUUAGAUUAAUUAACUCUGCGAUCUGAUUACUUUGUUUUUCGUUUAGGCUGAGAGAAUGGAGUGGGAGAUAGAGAGAUUAAAGAAAGAAUGUAUGGAUUUUUAAUUUCAAAAUUUUAAUAUUAUUUGU
Messenger RNA from Malus domestica (apple), 2711 nucleotides. RefSeq names its product L-type lectin-domain containing receptor kinase IX.1-like. Gene Ontology annotation, molecular function: carbohydrate binding; protein kinase activity; ATP binding. Gene Ontology annotation, biological process: protein phosphorylation. Gene Ontology annotation, cellular component: plasma membrane. NCBI's taxonomy places the organism in Eukaryota, Viridiplantae, Streptophyta, Magnoliopsida, Rosales, Rosaceae. The record is from RefSeq and is a predicted model, not a curated record.